This is a messenger RNA of Lethenteron reissneri (Far Eastern brook lamprey), 3099 nucleotides long. It is a transcript of the gene YIPF1, whose product is annotated as Yip1 domain family member 1. Lineage: Eukaryota; Metazoa; Chordata; Hyperoartia; Petromyzontiformes; Petromyzontidae. The record is from RefSeq and is a predicted model, not a curated record. Gene Ontology annotation, molecular function: small GTPase binding. Gene Ontology annotation, cellular component: Golgi apparatus; membrane. Gene Ontology annotation, biological process: vesicle-mediated transport.
CUUUAAACUUUAACAGUUAAAUAUGCAAAGAAUAACGAAUUUUUUUGUCGUCGUUGGUUCUUACUUUUAAAUAAAGUAGUCAAUGAAAUUCGGAGUAAAUGUCACGUUCAAUUUUAGUUAAUGAUUUGAAUUGUCUGGACGUGAAUUGUGAGUUUCCCGGGUCGAGUGGUACAGUCCGGCUCGUGUUCGUCUCUGGGUGGACGUGGCGGCCUCUCGCGUUCUCUGUGUUUCCCCGUCUCUCUGAACAUCUCCGUCAGCCCAAAGCGAGCAGGGGCAGCCGUCAAGGUACCCAGAUUCGGUGGGAAACAUGACGGCAAGGGAUGAUCUGCAGUUCCAGGAAUUUGAGGAUGCUACGAGUCUGUUGGCAUCUUCACCUGGAGCCACCACGGUCAGCAUCGAGGAUGAUGUCGGCCCGCCACCGAGGAAUCAGCGGCCACAGCAGCAGCCGACGAGAGUGGCAGAGCGAGGUGGCGGCGAGUCCGAUGAUGACGAUGAAGAGGUAGACAUGCUGGGAAGACUUGGUGAUAAGACAGAGUUGCUAUCUGAAGAGAAAAAGAGCGCCCCCUUCUGGACAUUUGAUUAUUACAAAACAUUUUUUGACGUUGAUACACACCAGGUUUUGGACAGAAUCAAGGGCUCAAUGAUACCGUUUCCUGGAAGGAGCUUUGUGCGCAAGCACAUUCGGGGCAACCCCGAUCUUUACGGUCCGUUCUGGAUCUGUGCCACACUGGUGUUCGCAAUUUCCAUCAGUGGGAACCUCUCCAAUUUGUUCACGCAAGCCAGUGGUUCCGAGUACCACUACGUCGCUGAUUUUCGAAAGGUGUCCAUUGCUGCCACAGCUAUUUACUCAUAUGCAUGGCUAGUGCCACUGGCGAUGUGGGGCUUUCUGCUGUGGAGGAGCAACAGGACAAUGGGAGUGAUGUCUUUCUCCUUCCUGGAGAUCGUGUGCGCUUAUGGGUACUCGCUCUUCAUCUACAUCCCCACUGCGGUGCUGUGGACAAUACCGUCGGGUGUUUUGCAAUGGAUACUGAUAGUUGUGGCGAUGGCGCUCUCUGGCUCGGUGCUGGCGCUAACUUUCUGGCCUGCAUUCCGCGAUGACGACAAACGAAUUGCGGUGGCCACCACAGUGGUCAUCUUCUUAUUGAACACAUUGCUGGCUGUCGGCUGCAAGUUGUACUUUUUCUCCACACGUCAAGCGCACAUCGCUGCUGUAACGACUCUGAGCCCGCAUGUGACGAUGGCACACAGGGCCAACGGCACGGCACACUGAGCUCUCCGAGGACAACUGCACAUCAAACAAGAACAUGUUUUUAAUCUUGAUGUAACAGAUUUGAGAUUGUUAAUUGGGAAUAAGGUGAACUUAAGUGUUAUUUAUGUACACUUUGCCAGGCACUUGCAGAGAAAACAUUAAAUUUCAAAUGCAUGUUAGGUCACCUUUCUUGACUAUGUAUUGUAUAUUUUAAGUGUAUACAUGUGAGGUGAAUAGUGCCAUGAAAAAAGAGUGGUUAAGUUUGGUUCCAGGCUGCUUAGCAGAUAUCCAGCCCCAUAUAAAAGAUGCUAUGUAUAUACUGUGUACAGAGUAUAUAUAUACAAUGCAGGAAAUUGUAGUUUGUACAGUCUCAUUCAGUUGAGUAAUCAUAAACCGAAGUUGUAUUUGUUUGGCAGAGGAAUGAUUUGCUGCUUUUUGUUUAGUUGUCCUUCCCUGCACGUCCGAUUAGCUACAUGGUGCAAAAGCUCAUACAUUUGGGAUUUUUCAAAAGAUGACAAAUGCCUGUUGUCCAGAGCAUGCACUCGACUCGGGUCUUCAAGUUUGAGAAUGGCAAGUCUUUCUGCUGCUCCACUUUGGCUCCCAUGUUAAAAAUCUUGAAGACCACAAAAGCAUGGAGUGGAAUUUAGCACAUCCAAAUGUCUAAUUGACAGCAAUGUUCGUCAAUGGCAUAUACGCAUUUUGUUUGCAUGCAUUUUAUUUUCCAAAGUUGUCACACUGCUAAAUGUAUGCAGAAUUCAUAUUCAAGCUAAAGUUAUGAAUUUAAAUGUUAUGAAAAAAACCCAACUACCUUUGACAUUUAAAAUAAAUAUCUGCAGUAAUGUUUUUUGGUCAUUGGGGGAAAGCUUGAUUCUAUAUGGGGCCGUCUUUCAUUCAGCAACCCGGUUUAGAGGCACGCAUUUACCGGACUACAAAAAAAUUAAGUCGAUGCUAUGGAAUGAAAGAAUAAGCGAUGCAUUUGGAAACUUAAAACACUGUCCACAUGUUAGCAAACAGUAUUGUCAAUGAGAGUACCUGCUGAAGGUGUAUAUUUGCAAAGCAAACAUUUUCAAUAGGGACGGUCCACAUGAAUUUUCAAAAAUUCCUUUUAAGAAUCCACUGCUGAACAAAGGCUUCCCUUUGUAUUAAUUGUCCUGGGGGUUGACCAUAUUUCGCACCACACUUGCGGACCCACCCAUACGGGACAUCUGUGGUAAAAAAAAGCUUCAUAGCUCAUUGGGAUUCCUGCAUUCUUAAUCAAAAGAUGCACAUUCUGACUUCGUGUCACACUUGUCAGCACAGAUUAAAGGCUGGGAAUGGCAGGUGGGAAUUGAAACCCGAUCGCCAGGGAUACUUGCAAAUGAGGCUAUAUCCUGGUGUCUUAGUUCUCCCCUGUUUCAUCCAUUUUUUGCACUUCCAAUUGGCACGGUUGGCCUUAAGUAUUGUGCCAAAUGAGCUUAACACAUGUUAAACAAACUUGACAGUUCAGUGCACCACUAUCCACUGCGUUUAAAAUUAACGUUCCUGUUAAAUGUUAUAUCCUAUCACAAUCAUCUGGAAAGUGUCCCAUCUCAUUAAAUCGAAAUUGAGGGUUAGGCCUGGAGUAUUAUUUGAAUGUGUAACCACGCACAUCAGGUUGAUGGCUGUUGCAGAGCUACUUGGUGGGAAGCAGUGGCGCUAAAAUCGUGAGUUUUUCUAUUCACCCAACUUCCAACCUGCACUGACCAGCAUAGUAAAGUAUGGUCAGAUAACCCCCAUGACCAUCCAGCAAGUGACAACGGGAGUUCAUGUAUAUUAUACAUUGGGUAUUUUUAUGCUCUUGGAACAAUAAAACGUGCGUUUGAUGGGAUUUC